AUGUUUCAUCCGCUUCAUCUGUGUUUCACUUUUAGCGUGAUUUUGUGUGUUAGUGUUACACACGACCAUUGCGAUCAUGAUAAUCUCGGCCCUCUUGUUAGAGAUAAAUUGAAAGAGCUGCUUAAGAAAAAAAAAGCUCAGUACAGUUGCGAACUAGAGGACAAAGUCGCCUAUGACAUCUUUUUAUACUAUGUGACUACUGUCAGAACUCCAAAAAACAUGAAGAAAGUAGUAAAUUUUGUGGAUAGCAUAGAAAGCUUUUAUAAAGCGAGAUACUUCAAGUCCGUGGAAGAACUUUAUAAGAUUGACCAUGUUAAAGGAAAAAACGUCGGCUGUGCUCGUCUUCCUAGUCGUUUCCCUAAACCCCAGGAAUACAUACUCGAACCUUCAGCUCCGACCAUUGAUAUGCACACUUACAAACAGCGUAUGAUUGCUUGA
Cylicocyclus nassatus is the source of this 438-nucleotide messenger RNA. The record is from the annotation of a GenBank genome assembly. Lineage: Eukaryota; Metazoa; Nematoda; Chromadorea; Rhabditida; Strongylidae.